Messenger RNA from Macrosiphum euphorbiae (potato aphid), 2373 nucleotides. The record is from the annotation of a GenBank genome assembly. Lineage: Eukaryota; Metazoa; Arthropoda; Insecta; Hemiptera; Aphididae.
AUGUUUACUUGUUUUAUUUGUAAAAACACGUAUCUUAGUGUUAAGAUUCUUUUUUCACACUUCGAUUUACAACAUUCUAAUCAUAAUUUUAAUUGUUAUCAAUGUGCUGAAGGAGAAUGUUCAAGAUUAUUUUACUUAAAAAAUUCUUAUUCAAAGCAUUUAUUAAGACAUUCUACAGACAUAAUUCAACCUUCUACUGUACAGUUAUCCUUUGAAAAUAAUCCCUCUGUAGAGUCUACAACUCCUACCAAUAUGAGUAGUCAUAGUGAAUUGUGUGUAGAAGUAGAACCAUCCAAAAUAUUAAAGCAAACACUGUCUACAUUUCUUUCAUGUUUAUAUGCAAACCCCUUAAUUCUCAGAAACACCAUUCAAAUUAUUAUUGAUGGCAUGGAAACUGUUCUUACUGAGGGUGUUGCUAGUUAUAUAAAAAAUAGUGCUGAGAAAAUGUUGUCAAGAGACCAAAUUUCAGUUGAAUGUUUUAGUUCCUUUAUUAAUAUAGCAAAUUAUAUAAAAAAUGAGGCUUUAACAGAUUUUAAAACUGAACAUAAACGAUUUUCUUAUUUUACUAAGCAGGGAACUUACAUUGAACCAAAAGAAAUAGUAAUUGGGCAGAGAUUAAACAAAGUCAUUAGAGGUGGCAUGUCCAUUUUAGAACCCUCUAACUUUGAAAAUGUUGUCAUAGAAACUUUAGAAUAUAUAAAAACUUUAAAAUCAGAACACGGGGUUUUAAGAAAUUUUAUUCAAGGUACUUAUUGGAAAAGUAGAGUUGAAAAUCACAAUGAACGGAUUGUAUUACCACUUUUUAUGUUUUUUGACGAUUUUGAAAUUGGCAAUGCACUUGGGAGCCAUUCUGGUAUCCAUAAAUUAGGAGGUGUUUAUGUGUCAGUGCCAUGUCUUCCACCAUAUCGUUCAACAGUUUUAUCUAAUAUUUUUAUUGCCCUGCUUUUUCAUUCAUCAGACAGAGUCAAAUUUGGCAAUGCAAUUAUUUUUAAACCAUUGAUAGAUGAAUUAAAUUUUUUGCAAAAACAUGGAAUUGAAAUUGAUACUCCAGAGUUCAAAGGAAAAUUAUAUUUUGAGUUGGGGCUUAUUUUGGGUGAUAAUUUAGGACUCCAUUCUAUCACUGGAUUUACUGAAAGUUUCUCAUCCAAUUAUUCGUGUAGGAUUUGUACAAUCAGGAAGGAAGAUAUGAGGGUUCAAUGUUAUGAGGAUAAUGCUUUAUUGAGAUUUACUGAACAGUAUAAUGUUCAUUUGUUACAGAAUGAUGUAUCCAUCACAGGUAUAAAAGAUAAAUGUGUUUGGUUUGAUGUAAAUAAUUUCAGUUUAUUUGACCAAGUAGGAGUUGAUGUCAUGCACGAUAUGCUUGAAGGUUGUUCUAAAUACAUCAUGAAGUUUAUUUUACUUUAUUAUACUAAGGAGUUAAAACUUUUUACUUUACAAGUAUUGAAUGAUAGAAUUUAUGGUUUUGAUUUUGGGCCUGAAAAUAAUAAACCUUGCUCACUUACUUUAGACAACAUUAAUCAAGGGAAUAUUAGGCAAUCCGCUUCGGAGAUGUUGACAUUAAUUAGAUAUUUUGGUUUACUGGUUGGUGACUUUAUACCACCAGAAGAACCAGUUUGGGAACUUUAUAUAGUUAUGCGUAGAGUUAUAGAUAUUUUAAUAUCAACAUCACUGACGAUAGAUAGUUGUUCAAUGUUACAAACCUUAGUAGCAGAAAUGAAUGAACUCUAUUUAAAGUACAGUAAUAGUCAUCUCAAACCAAAAUUUCAUUUUUUAACACAUUAUCACUCCAUGAUCAGAAAAUUUGGUCCUGUCAUAAAUUUUUGGUCCAUGAGAUACGAAGCAAAACAUAGGAUUUCAAAAAUUUCUGCUAGAUCAUCAUUCAAUAGAAGAAAUAUUUGCAUGACUUUGGCAAUAAGGCACCAACUUCAAUUAAAUGAAAUGUUUACUAAAGGUAAAUUAAAUAAAUCAGUUAUUGUAGGACCUCAAAAAGAAAUAGAUUCCAUUAAAGCCAGUCUAAUUCAAAAUGAACUAAAUCUUGAUAACAUUGAAACAUUAAUAAGAGUUAAAUGGGCUGAAGUGAAGGGGACACGUUAUAAACUAAAAACUAUUUUGACGUUAGAUAUUAUGAAGGAUAACCCAACUUUUGUUAUUGUAAAAGAUAUUUUUCUUUAUGGACCGAAUAGGGUAGUUUUUGAGUGCAGUAAAUUUACAACGAUUGGUUUUGAUGAACAUGUUUUUUGUUAUGAAGUAACAUCACCAGAAAUAAAUGAUUUAUGUUAUAUAUUCCAAGAUUUAUUGAUAUCACCUAUUCCUAAUACUAUAAAUAUUGUAUCAAAUGGAAUGUAUUUUAUAACUGUAAGAAGUCCUUUAUAA